GACUGGAUGCCUGCUUUUCACUUAAAGUUUUUAAGAACUCCUAAAAAUACUUCAACAUCAACUCUCAGAUCUCUGAACAAUACCCCUCACAGAUCAUCUAACUAUUUAGUCAACAGAGAGAGAAGAUCCUCCCUAGCUCCGGAUUUUGGAACUGAAUCAGUUCUCCAGAUUAGGUUUAAACCGGGGGAGGAUUCUAGUCAUGUCCACAACACGGACUUACUGUUCCCUGAAAGCCAACAGCCUGGGUUGAGAUCGGUUAAUAAGAAUAUGGCAGGGAAAAAAGUAUCAGGUAAAGGAGACGGCAGGCUGGAUAGGAAGGAAAGCUAUAAGGCUCAACGCCGAAUUUACAGAAAGGAGAAGAAACGUGUAGAAAAAGAACUUUUAUCAACAUUUAAAGAUGAAUCUAUUAUUGUACUGGCUGAUUGGUUAAAGGUUCGAGGCUCCUUGAAAAGCUGGACUAAACUAUGGUGUGUACUAAAGCCUGGCCUUCUUCUGCUGUAUAGAUCUCAGAAAGCAAAGAGCGGACACUGGAUUGGAACUAUAAUCCUCUCAACCUGCGAACUAAUAGGAAAACAAGACUUAAACUCAAAAUGUCCAAAUUUUAUUUUUUUUUCAAUUUACUUUAAACGAGAACGUAAUGGUGAGAAUAUUGGAGCAGUUGUUCAACCCCUUCCAACUUCUCACCUCAUAUUCCGAGCUCCAACCAAUGCAGCAGGCAAAUGCUGGUUAGAUGCCCUAGAGCUAGCUCUCAGAUGUUCGUCCCUCCUGAAGAGAAAUCUAAACCGGACGAGUGUGACGGACGAAGGUGAUGCCGCGGACUAUACUUUAGAGUCUUUAAGAUUGGACGACUCAGACGUGGAGAGACAUUUUAAAGGUGAAUUUGACGAUACUGGAUCUGUGACUGACGACGGAAACGAGGGAGGGAAUAACAAGGAUUUUGGAUCUGAAGACGAGGAUGAUGAUGAGGAUGAGGAAAGUGAAGAACCCUCUGUGAUAGAGGAUCCUAAUCUUCAACCUGUUGCAACCAACUAUGUGUGUGAUGUUGAAGAAGUAUUUGGAACGACGGAAAAUCAGACGGAGGAAUUCAGUGAUGAGAAUAAAUCUAUUGUUUGGUUCCUAGUUAAACAGGUUCGUCCUGGAAUGGAUUUAUCCCGAGUAGUUCUACCAACCUUUAUCCUAGAACCUAGAUCUUUCCUAGACAAGAUCUCAGACUAUUAUUACCAUGCAGAUAUUAUAUCAAAGGCUGUACUAGAGAACGACCCGUUUAUGAGAAUGAAAACAAUAGUCCGAUGGUAUUUAUCAGGUUUUUACAAGAAACCAAAAGGUUUGAAGAAACCAUAUAAUCCAAUACUGGGGGAAACAUUUCGGUGCUGCUGGAGCCAUCCUAACGGGAGCAAAACCUUCUAUAUUGCUGAACAGGUUUCACAUCAUCCCCCAAUAUCUGCGUUCUAUACAACCAACCGUCAGGACGGAUUUACAUUCUCCGGAACCAUACUUGCUAAAUCUAAGUUUUAUGGGAAUUCUACCUCCGCCAUUUUGGACGGUGACGCAACUCUUUCUCUUCUUCCGCGUGGUGAGGAUUAUGUGAUGACUAUGCCUUAUGCCCACUGCAAGGGUAUACUAAUGGGAACGAUGACAAUGGAACUGGGAGGAAAAGUUACAAUUGAAUGUGAGAAGACAGGGUACAGCACUGAACUGGAAUUUAAGCUUCGUCCAUUCCUUGGCGGAGGCGAGUUCACUAACGCCGUGUCAGGUCGCCUCAAGCUAGGGAAGGAAACCCUCGCCACCAUUGAUGGACAUUGGGAUGAAAAAGUCAUGUUUAAGGUCGGAGCAACGGAGGAGAAAACUAAACUUGAGGAAGCUCAGAGGAAUGCUGUCAAGGCCCGUGAUGGUAAAUCUUACGUAACAAAACUAUUCGAUCUGGAGCCUGUGAUGAUCGGAGCUGAAGGGACUGUUCCCAAAUAUUCGUAUAAGCACGCUGACCUGCGUCCCUGGGAUCCCCGGAACGACCUGCUCCAGUAUGAGAAGGAUUACGAGGUGUGCACCAAGACGAGGCACAAAACACCGAUGAUUCGAACACAAAGCAUUGUCUCAGUCCUUGACGCUGGAAAGGUUGCAACAGAUCGUGUUUCAAGUAUUUCUCGACGACGAAAAACCCGAGAAUCUGAAGUUGCAAAGAAUAGAAGUCAGGAUAGUGAUACAAGUACUCCAGGAACUCAGAAGGAAUUAAAAGGCCGAGGUCUGAAUAAAAGUAGUUCCUCCCUUCAGCCUCUACAGGAGGCUAUCCGACCUCUAAUAGAAGAACAAGUCAAGAUGAAUGAAAGAAUUGCCAAGCUUAAUCAUUCAAUAGAGACAUGUUUGUAUCAGCAGAAGGAAAGAGACGGGAACUCAAAUAUUAAUAGAGAUUUAGUUCUACUCAUUGUUCUCGUUGUUAUGAUACAGGCGAUGCUGAAUUGGGUGUGGGCAGAAAGAGCGAGUAAACUGUAAACUUUAAGAUAAAUUAUUAUUUGUAAACACUGGAUUUUUGAAAGAAAUUGUCACCCCUUCUACCCCUUGUAAGAAGUAUGAUGUGAAACUAGAACUCUCUGUUUGAUAUUAUUAUAAUUUUAUUCCUAAUUUCUAUUCUUUGUGUUAUAUAUCGACUGCCUUUUUCGAGUGCUUUAGUCAACUUUUUUUGUUUCUAGGAUGCAAAUUAUAAGAGGUUUACAUUUUCAAAAUUUUGGGACAAACAUACAAGCUCUUGAUAAAAUAAAACUUUCUUCAAAAAUGAUUUUUAUAAAAAAUUAAAAUAAAAUUUUUAGGGUAACAUCGUGAAUCGAGCUCGUCUUACUUAAAGUAGAGGGUGCACUAAAAUUAAAAUUAAACCAUUUUAAAACUUUUCAAAGUGAGAGAAAAGAAAAUAUUUUUGAUGUGGAAGGAAAUACCAUUUUGAAAAGAUAAGAAAAAAUUUUAAUUUUUAUUGUAUCAACAUUAUGUUGCCAUGCAAUCCUCAGGAUGUUUUAAAAAUAUAAAGUCAAGAAUGCAAUCAUAUUUAUUGUUUAACAUCAGUGUUAUGUUUCAUUUAAGAUUGUUUACUGUACACUGCUCACCCUGCCUUCUACUUGUUACCAUAUAACCCCAUAACAUAUUUUCAGACGAAAAAAAAAUAAUAAUUUUUUGAUUUAAAUUUGUUGAAGUUUCAAUUUUCAAUUCUUCAUGUUAAUUAGCGAACUCAUGGAAUUAAAGCUAUUUUGAAAAUAAGCGACAAUUUUUUGUUCAAAUACUCAUUUUUUACAAAUAUUUUUUUAGUUAGAUAUUUAUGAUAUUAGAACAAAAUAUUUGGUAAUUGUAAGUUUUUAUUUUUAUUGCUGCAAAAAAUGACGAGAAUUUCCAGAAAUAUUUUCCAAUAUACAAUUAAAAUUCGCUACAAUUAAUUGUUUAUAAGAUUAAAAAAUUACAACAUUCAACUCUGUUUGUCCAGAUUGUUAUUUAUAUAUAUUGUAACAGUUGUACUUUUUGUACUUUGUGUGUACUGUGUACAUGAAAUGUACAGAAACGUUUUGUUCAACUUACAAACAAAAAUAUUUUCAAGGAUUUACACCUGCACGUUUCGCGCAUUAACACUCUAUGCUUUUGAAAAUGAUAUAAAUUAAUUUUGUUUACAAACAGCGAGUGCCAAAGGGGUUAAUUUUUAAAAAGUUUAUAUUGAUUUCAUAUUUGUUUAUUAUUUUUAUAUUAUUUCGUCGAUGGGUGUUAAAUGUUCCGGUUGGCCUUUUUAACAUUCGAUGAGUUUAGCGGGGGGGACAUUUCUACCCUUUUUUUUUCUUAAAAUCCCUUAAGAUUAUAUUAUUCAGGACUCGUUGUAUUUUUGUAAAGUUUGCAAUACUGUGGUUAAUUUUGCAAUAUCAUUAGUUUUUCUAUUAUAGUAUUUCUUAGUUUAUUUUAUAUUUGUGAUAAAUUAUAAAUAUUUAUUAAACACG
Eurytemora carolleeae is the source of this 3959-nucleotide messenger RNA. RefSeq names its product oxysterol-binding protein-related protein 8 (gene Orp8). Bases 7 to 2487 code for a protein of 826 amino acids. Gene Ontology annotation, molecular function: cholesterol binding. The record is from RefSeq and is a predicted model, not a curated record. Gene Ontology annotation, cellular component: membrane; intracellular membrane-bounded organelle; cytosol. Lineage: Eukaryota; Metazoa; Arthropoda; Copepoda; Calanoida; Temoridae. The transcript has 30 exons.